AGUAAUUUUGCUCUGUGUGUGUGUUUGUGUGUGUGUGUGAGAGAGAGAGAGAGAGAAAAGGAAGAAAAGAGGGUCGCCAAUAGUGAAGUGCUGCUGGGUUGGAAGAAGGGUACGAGGUACUUUUUUAAAAUUAUUAUUGUUCGUACACUCUGCCCGUUUCCACCUUCUGGCGAAAGGUUGAACGGUUAAAAUGGAGGCGGACAGAUCCGGUGGAGGACCAAACCCGAACUCCGGAGGCGGCAGCAGCAGCAGCAGCAGCGGAGCGGGGCGCAACCCAAACGGGCCCAAAGCAGCACCGGGCCAGGCGACAUCAGCUGCGGUGACCGGGGCGAUGGCAGCAGCAGCAGCAGCAGCGGCGGCGGCGGCGGCGGCGACCGGGGCCAUGCCCGGAUCGGCGCAGACUCGGGAGCUGCAGGACGGGGACUCUGGUAUGACGCUUCCUGGGAUCCUGCACUUCAUCCAGUACGAGUGGGGACGCUUCCAGGCCGAGAAAUACCGCUGGGAGGCUGAGAGGGACGAACUCAGGGCUCAGGUGGCGUUCCUACAGGGUGAGAGGAAAGGGCAGGAAAAUAUGAAACAGGACCUGGUGAGGCGGAUCAAAAUGCUGGAGUACGCCCUCAAACAGGAGAGGGCCAAGCACCAGAAGUUGAAGACAGGAAAUGACCAGAGUCUCGGAGAUAAGAAACCAGAGACAGAGGCAGACCAGCUUCCCAAUGGGCCGGCUGAGUCAGACUCUGAGCCAGCCAAUCAGAUGUCCUGGAAGGAGGGACGUCAGCUACUACGCAAAUAUCUUGAAGAAGUGGGUUAUUCAGACACGAUCCUGGACAUGCGGUCUAAGCGAGUGCGCUCUCUGCUCGGACGGAGCAGCCCAGAGGCUAAUGGGCCUCCGCCCAGUGAAACCUGCCCUGAGCCUGAAUCCCGGGCAGGUGGAGAGUCGUUGUUGGUCAGACAGAUAGAGGAGCAAAUCAAGAGGAACGCGGGAAAGGAAAGCUCUAAGGAACGUCUGGGUGGCUCUGUGCUCGAUAAGAUCCCCUUCCUGCAUGGCUGUGAGGAUGAUGAUGAAGAUGACAGUGACGAGGAAGAUGACUUCCAAGGCAUGGCCACUGACUGCAUUGAUGGACCGCGCAAAAACAAGAAGUCUCGCGUAAAGAUGGGUUCAGAGCCCAUGACCACCGACCUGGACCCCGAGGACGAGGAGGACGAAGACGACUCGGAAGAUGCCCUCAGUGAAUUUGACUUCCUGGGCUCGGGGGAGGAUGGGGAGGGGGCGGGAGAGGCCCGGAUCUCAGGGGAUGGACGGGAGUUAGAGAACCGCAGGAACAAGUUACAAGGCAUGAUGUCGGACUUCCCCCCUAAACCCACCCCGCCCCCUUCUGUAUCGGGACAGGCUCGCUCUGGAGAAGGUGGCGCCCUGGGUUUCUCCUCUGACGUCUUCAUUAUGGAUGCUGUUGGCGGAGGGGACAUGAACCUUGGUGAACUGGCUGAUCUCACGGUCGCCAAUGACAAUGAUCUCUCCAUGGAUAUGCAGGAUAACAGAGAGGAGUUCAAGAAGACGUGGAACCCUCGUUUCACACUACGCAGCCACUUUGAUGCCAUCCGCGCUUUGACAUUUCACCCCAGCCAAGCGGUGAUGCUCACAGCUUCUGAGGAUGGAACACUAAAACUGUGGAACCUCAACAAGGCCAUGCACUCUAAAAAGAACGCGGCGUUGGAUGUUGAGCCAAUCUACACAUUUAGAGCGCACAGUGGGGCCGUUCUGUCACUGACCAUGGGUGAGGACGGAGACUCCUGCUUCAGUGGAGGUCUAGACGGAACUGUGAGAUGUUGGAAGAUGCCAGACCUCAACGUGGAUCCUUAUGAUAACUACGAUCCUGGCAUCGAGAGCAGUGUACUAGCAGGCCAUGAGGACAGUGUGUGGGGUCUAACUUACUCGGCAGUACACCAUCGUCUUGCCUCAUGCUCAGCCGAUGGCACCAUUCGCAUCUGGGACCCUCAGAACUCGGCCCCCUGCUUGUCUGUCUUCAACAAGGAGAGAGAGCAUGGAACACCCACCUCAGUGGCCUUCGUGGCUGCUGACCCCAACCAGGUGGUGGUGUCAUUUGACGGCGGUGAGACGCUGCUCUACGACCUAAACACAGAGCAGAGCACCACUGCGCUGGAGACGCAGACAAAGGAUGGCAGUGAACUGAUCAACAGAGUGGUCAGUCACCCAUCUGAGCCCAUCUCCAUCACUGCACAUGAGAACCGCACCAUCCGCUUUCUAGACAACAAGACAGGUAAGGUUGUCCACUCUAUGGUGGCUCACCUGGAUGCGGUCACCUGUCUCACUACAGACCCUAAAGGCACUUACCUCAUCUCUGGCAGCCACGACUGCUCUGUGCGCCUGUGGAUGCUGGACAACAGGACGUGUGUGCAGGAGAUCACGGCCCAUAGGAAGAAGCACGACGAGGCCAUUCAUGACGUGGCGUUCCACCCUUCGCAGCCCUUCAUUGCCAGUGCUGGCGCAGAUGCACUUGCCAAGAUCUUUGUCUGACAGCACUGCCGUCGUUCUGGUGAGAAUCCUACAAAAAAUAACUGGGCCAAAAGAGACUGAAGACUACAGUGGACAAAUUUCACCUGCUUACACACGCACGCACGCACGCGCACACACACACACACACACACACACACACACUUGUUCUGCACCCCACUGGCUGGGUCAUCGCCACAGGACCCCACCUCCCAUCAAUCCCUCCCUGUUCUCCGAUGCCUCAGUGACUUCUUGUAAUACUAACCACACUGCUUUUUUAUAACUUUAAAAAUCCUGGCUGCUCCGUUUUCAAAUAAUCAUGUUUGGAGUAACACUUUUCUACACUACAAUAUUCUGUUCUGCUUUUUUGUCAGUCUACCAACUGUUAACACCGUGUUUGUGCACUUGAACUGCUGACACACUACUCACAGAACCACCAAGGAAGCGCUCACUCUGCACAGCAGUUAACAAUUGCUUGUGGCUAACAUACGUAUGUAGGCACGACUAACAACAGUAACCUUUCCCAGCAUCUGCAGAAAACACCUGACCAACCUCUUCAUCGGGAAUCAGUGUUUUACAUUCCAAAGACUCCGGGUAGAGUGUGUGCGAUGUUGCAUAUGGGGUUGGUGAAUGUUAAACUUAGCAGUGUGUGAUGUGAGGAGGCAUCAGACAGUCGCUAACCAGUGCUGAACAAAUAGCUUUAAGUUCAACUGUAUGGCCAAGACACCAAGUCUCAUUGUACGUCUGAGUAUUAUAGAGUCCCCAUGAUUCUGCCUCUACUUAUGUGUGUGUACAUGUGAGAUUUGAAGUCACUCUGCCGUACAAGAUAAAGGAACAUGUUUCCGCAGUCAUGAACCAUUUCUGCAGAUGUAUAGAUUGAACUCUACUCUGCAGACUGAUGCUCUCACAUCACAUUAACCAGCUAAAGAUAGACACCAUGAGAGCACAGUUAAGGACUGCAGACUAAAGAGGUGUGAAGCUAGUCUGUCUGCUCUCAACAAAUGACGCAGAUGUGUCAUUUGGUGCUUUUUACUGUACAGAAGAGUGUGCAUGUGUGUUUGUAUAUGCACUAGUUAAAUCACGGUGCUAUGAAAGACCUUGUCAGUCUUGAGUCAGAAUCAGGGACUUGUUUUCUGUGUGUGUGUGUGUGUGUGUGUGUGUGUGUGUGAGUGUGAGAAUGAGAGACUGUUUCUCACUCAUCGGGCUAUAGAUCCACAAAGAGUGAAUCGACAUUUUAAAUGACAUUUCAUCCUUGAAUCAUUUCAUUAACUGUAGUCACAUUUCAGAAUUAAGGUUCACUGUUCAUUUUUCUCAUUAGAGGGAUGUGAAUAAUGUCGGAGUGUACAGAGCUGAUGGUAAUUACAUUACAGCCAGGACCACCUGGACUGCAAAAGGUUUCCUGAGACGGUUCAGAUCGUCUUUUUAAUUUCAUCUUGAAGUCAGUUGCCGGAUUGUUGGCGGCUCUGGCUUGUUAUUUAUUCAGGCUUUCAAAAAAAAUGAGCUUGACAUUACCUUCACUUGUGUGUUAAUGUGAGGUUUCCUCUUCUGGUGUGACGUGCAUCAGUUGCACGGUAGCACGUUACCCAGAAAGCUAAUGAUGUGAAGCUGCUCUCUUUCUGAAGAGGCAUUCUGGGAGAAAUUGCUCCAGGGGAAAGGUCCAUUUUAAAUUCAUACACUUUUGUCAUUUCAGCAAGAAAAAUAGAAAGUAUUGAUUUAAGAUGCGUGGUUGUCAGUUAAUAUUAGACCAGGCACCUAAUCUGUCUUGCCAAUCUGUUAUGGUUCUUCUAUUUUGAACAUAACCCAUAACAAUUGGCUUAGAUGGAAACAUUGUUGUUCCUUUGAGACACCUCACAUUUAUUUAUAUUCCUGUCCUGCAUUUAUACUGGUAACGGCCUGACACACGUUAGAAUGCUUCGGGUAAAAGUUGCCCAGCAACGGCUGACCUGACUUCAAAUUACUUGACGUUUUAUUUUACCUUUAGCUUGAGAGGACUGAUGCAAUCUGGUGUUAAAUCAGUUGGUUACGGGGCACCCUCCAACUCUUCAAGAUUACAGGGUCACACUAGGGGUCAGAGGUCAUAUCUUAGGGUUCAAAGUUGCCUAGAGGUAUACACUCCUUUCCUAAUCACUGUGGACACUAGCAUUAAUAGUGCCGAUAUCUUUUUUCCUGAAUCAGAGUGGUGGACUGUUGUCUGAAAUAGAAAAAGAGAAUAUCAGUGUGCAACUAUAUUAUUGUACUGCUGCUGGGCAUAACGUCCUGUUAUCUCAUUUAACUACUAUUUGCGUCCACUUUGCACUACAUCUAAGAGUGGAUACUUUUGUGUCGAGUGGUUACAGACAGGGUGCAGAAAUAAUGUUUUGCAGGUAUUUCUUAUACAAUCUGGAGUAAGUAAGUGUGGAACCUGCUGCGACUCGGUUAUUUGAGAAUGAGAGCUACUGAUGGCCAGCCGAUUCUUUCGUUUCACUCUGAGCUGCUAUGGCCCCUCUCUGAGAAUAAAGACAAAUCAGUAUGACACAUCAAAAAAGAAAAAGAAAUCAAAACCGAGGUUGUAAAUGAUGACUAGAGAUGCCAUUAUGUGCUGUAAAUGUCCAUCAUUUCCUUGUUUUCUUUCUUGCAUUUCUUUUCUUUGAGUAUGAAUAUGAUUAUUAAGAUGUAAGAAUACUGUAGUAUCAUAAGUGAAUCAUUCUUCCUUGCUAGGCAUAGAACUUGCUUGUGAUUGAUAAUGGCAAUGUAUAACUUGUAAAAAAGCAAAAUGAUUAAAAAACAUGAAAAAUUAAGAAAACAACAAAAAAAAAUCUGUUACCAGUCAGAGGCCAAGGUAAAGGACUCUCAUUUCUUUGUGUUUUUAUUUUUUUAUUAGCAAUUUAUCACUGUGUGAUAUUUUGUACAUCAUAUUAAGCUGUAUUCAAACUACAAGGGAUAGGAGACCUGCUUUUUAUUAAUUUUGUUUUAUUAUAUAUUUUUGAACUGCAUUCUAGCUUGUAUCAAAUGACUUUCUCUUUUUGUUUACGGGUCCCCUGUUGUAUGUCAUUAAGGAAGAAAAAAACAAAAAAUGAAGAUUUUGUACAGUGAAUUGA
Molecule: messenger RNA, 5586 nt
Organism: Micropterus salmoides (largemouth bass)
Lineage: Eukaryota; Metazoa; Chordata; Actinopteri; Centrarchiformes; Centrarchidae
Gene: strn4
Product: striatin, calmodulin binding protein 4
Exons: 18
Coding region: 191-2533 (780 amino acids)
Cellular component (GO): dendrite
Molecular function (GO): protein-containing complex binding; protein phosphatase 2A binding; armadillo repeat domain binding
Source: RefSeq, a predicted model, not a curated record